AGUCUUGAUCAAAUGGACAGGUAUCCAGAAAUGAGGAGACAUAAUCUCGUUAUAGAUUAUGUUCCUAUCCAUACGAUCCGUCUACUCGAUCCGAUCUUUGUCAAAAAGACGGAUCUGGAUCGAGCGGAAAAGGUGAUGAACUUAUACCCAAUUGAACAAUUCUGGUCGGUUGUAAAGAACAAGGUCAAACGUAGUCAGUUCGCGGAUAAGCAAGACCUAAGGACACGGAUUAAUGAAGCUUGCAAUGCUGUACCUAUUCGUCAUCUGAAGGCACAUAUUUAG
This is a messenger RNA of Zychaea mexicana, 282 nucleotides long. RefSeq lists its product as uncharacterized. The annotation marks the transcript as partial. The transcript has 3 exons. The record is from RefSeq and is a predicted model, not a curated record. NCBI's taxonomy places the organism in Eukaryota, Fungi, Mucoromycota, Mucoromycetes, Mucorales, Lichtheimiaceae. Gene Ontology annotation, molecular function: nucleic acid binding.